Messenger RNA from Eruca vesicaria subsp. sativa (arugula), 1608 nucleotides. NCBI's taxonomy places the organism in Eukaryota, Viridiplantae, Streptophyta, Magnoliopsida, Brassicales, Brassicaceae. The record is from the annotation of a GenBank genome assembly.
AUGAACGCCGCCGUGUUUGCAUCUUCUGCUUUAUCUCUUCCUAUCUCCUUCUGUAAAACUAGAUCAUCUAAACUCACUAGAAAGAAGGGACUAAAAGGAGGAUUGAGGGUUUUUGCUGUGCUUGGGGAAGAAAGUGGAUUAGUUGAGGAGAAGAAGAGUCUGUGGGGACCUCUGUUUGAUGUGGAGGAUCCGAGAUCAAAAGUUCCUCCUUAUAAAGGCAAGUUCUUGGAUGUGAAUCAAGCUCUUGAAGUUGCUAGAUUCGAUAUUCAAUAUCUUGAUUGGCGUGCUCGUCAAGAUCUUCUUACCAUCAUGCUCCUACAUGAAAAGGUCGUUGAUGUCCUUAAUCCUCUAGCUCGUGAGUACAAGUCGAUUGGUACUGUGAAGAAAGAGUUAGCUGGAUUGCAGGAAGAACUAGCGAAAGCACACCAACAGGUUCACAUAUCUGAAGCAAGGGUUUCAACUGCUUUAGAAAAGCUAGCUCACAUGGAAGAACUGGUUAAUGAUAGGUUGUUACUAGAUAAAAAUGCGACAGAAUCAGAUAAACCCUCGUCAUCAACCUCUGUCCAGGACUUAGAUAGGGAAAAGACAAACGUUGGUGCGAAAAGCUUGAAUGUUUCUGGUCCGGUCCAGCCUUAUAGUCCACACCUUAUGAAUUUCUGGUAUCCCGUUGCUUUCACUGCAGAUCUCAAGCAUGAUACAAUGGUACCAAUUGACUGCUUUGAGCAACCAUGGGUUAUCUUUCGAGGAGAAGAUGGUAGACCAGGAUGUGUACGGAACACGUGUGCUCAUAGAGCAUGUCCUCUUGAUCUUGGCACAGUGAAGGAAGGUCGUAUCCAAUGUCCUUACCACGGAUGGGAAUACUCAACUGAUGGAAAAUGUACGAAGAUGCCAUCUACAAAGCUACUUAAUGUGAAGAUAAAAUCGAUACCUUGUCUUGAACAAGACGGUAUGAUCUGGGUUUGGCCUGGCGAUGAACCGCCUUCACCCACACUUCCUUCUUUACAACCUCCAUCUGGGUUUGUAAUCCAUGCUGAGCUUGUAAUGGACCUCCCUGUGGAACACGGAUUACUUCUAGAUAAUCUCUUGGAUCUUGCGCACGCUCCAUUUACUCACACAUCUACUUUUGCAAAAGGCUGGAGUGUCCCAAGCUUGGUGAAGUUCUUAACACCAUCUUCAGGUCUUCAAGGAUACUGGGAUCCGUAUCCAAUCGAUAUGGAGUUUAAACCGCCUUGUAUCGUGUUAUCUACAAUAGGAAUCUCAAAACCAGGGAAGCUAGAAGGAAAGAGCACUAAGCAGUGUGCAACACAUCUUCAUCAACUCCAUGUUUGUUUACCUUCUUCAAGAAACAAGACAAGACUUUUAUACCGAAUGUCCCUAGACUUUGCUCCGAUAUUGAAGAAUCUUCCUUUCAUGGAACAUCUCUGGAGACACUUCGCUGAACAGGUGUUAAACGAAGAUCUAAGGUUGGUAUUAGGACAGCAAGAACGGAUGUUGAAUGGUGCAAAUAUAUGGAACUUACCUGUUGCUUAUGACAAGCUUGGAGUUCGGUAUAGACUAUGGAGAAAUGCGGUAGAUCGAGGCGAUGAUAAAUUGCCCUUCUCCGGCUAA